AUGCUGUACCGUCAUGGUUGCUGGCUUGCUUUGGUGGGUUCUGCUGGUGCUGAUUUUGCUACUGCAAAUGGCUUGCGUUGUUUGUUCGAGUUGGAUGAAUGGGUUUCAUGCCCUGUUUUUGUUUACCAAUGUAUUCUUGUCAACAAUUCUGUGGAAGUUAGGGAGGCAAGCGAGCAUGGACUACGGAGUGGCACAUUGAGGACUCGCUCGCUUGCAAAUAUAAGUCUCAUUAAGAGUUUCCUAUCUCUCACAUUGUGGAGCUUCGUGCGAAACCUCGACCUUGUUAAUGUUGGAAACAACGAAGGGCAUCUCAGGUUAUACUACUACCGAUUUCCUAGAUGA
Ilex paraguariensis (yerba mate) is the source of this 342-nucleotide messenger RNA. Lineage: Eukaryota; Viridiplantae; Streptophyta; Magnoliopsida; Aquifoliales; Aquifoliaceae. The record is from the annotation of a GenBank genome assembly.